AUGGAGGGGCAUGUCGAACCGAAGGGGGACAUUGGUCCAUCGAGGCCCGACGAACCUGAGCCUAAGCUGGCGGAUGAGACCAGCUCGGUGCCGACGCUGGUGGAGGAGAAAUUGGAGCGGAGGUUGAUUUGGAAGAUUGACCUGCAUGUUCUCCCGAUCGUGGUGUUGUUGUAUCUGUUCAGCUUUCUUGACCGAGUGAAUAUCGGCAAUGCGCGCUUGUAUGGUCUAGAAGAGGACUUGGGAUUGGUCGGGGAUCAGUACCAGAUCGCGGUCUCGAUCCUGUUUGUGACUUAUUGUUUCUUUGAGGUGCCUUCCAACUUGAUAAUCAAGAAACUGAGGCCCUCUCGGUAUAUUGCCGUUAUUUCUGUGCUGUGGGGGAUUAUCGCGACCCUCACGGGCAUCUGCCAAAAUUAUGGCGGCCUCAUUGCCUGCCGUAUUCUUCUGGGGAUUGUCGAGGCGGGGCUCUUUCCGGGCUUCAUUACCUAUCUCACCCUCUUCUACAGCAAACGAGAGAUCGCCCUGCGAACCGGGUACCUGUUCAGUAGCGCUGCUAUUGCGGGUGCCUUUGGCGGCCUUCUUGCAUAUGGCAUCGGCUUCAUGGAUGGUGUCAGCGGGCUUCGGGGAUGGCGGUGGAUCAUGAUUCUCGAGGGGAUCCCAACCGUGAUCCUAGGUGUGGCGACCUGGUUCUUCCUGGCAGAUGAGCCUGACACUGCUUAUUAUCUGAAUGAAGAAGAACGAGCGCUUGUCGUGCGUCGCCGUAGUCGCUACGUGGGCCAGACAGCAUCUGCCCAAAAGUUCCACUGGGCGGAUGUCCGGGAGGGUGCGCUCGACUGGAAGAUUUAUGCCUUUUGCAUUGGCCAGUUUGGCGUGGACACCAUGUUAUACGGGUACAGCACUUUCCUGCCCACCAUCAUCAAGGGAAUGGGCAAUUGGUCCACGGCUGAGGUCCAGGCACUAACCAUCCCAUGCUAUGCUCUCGGCGCUAUUGUCUACCUCGGCGUAGCCUGGCUGAGUGAUCGAAUCCAGCACCGCGCAUUCUUUAUCUGUCUCUUCAGUGCCAUCUCCGUCAUUGGCUACGGCAUUUUGAUUUCGGAUACCUCGUCGGGAGUGCACUAUUUCGGCGCCUUGCUGGUCGCUCUGGGUCUCUAUGUUACCGUCGGUCUGCCGCUGGCCUGGUUACCCACCAACCUGCCCCGGUACGGCAAACGCACGUUCGCGACAGGCCUGCAACUCACCUUCGGCAAUAUUAGUGGUGUCAUGUCCCCAUUCCUAUACAAGAACUCAGAGGGGCCGCGAUUUGUGCGAGGCAAUGCUGUCACGCUGGCACUGGUGGGGUUCGCCGGGGUAUUGUAUGGUGUCAUGUGGGCUUGUCUUCGUGUGAUUAACAAGCGUCGUGUUCACGGUCUCGAAGAUGAGAAGAUUGCCUCCUUGUCGGAGGCGGAUAUUCAAGAACUUGGUGACCGGAAUCCUCGAUUCCGGUAUAGCACUUGA
Penicillium canariense is the source of this 1491-nucleotide messenger RNA. Its product is annotated as putative MFS transporter. Gene Ontology annotation, biological process: transmembrane transport. Gene Ontology annotation, cellular component: membrane. The coding region runs from base 1 to 1491 and encodes 496 amino acids. The transcript is spliced from 3 exons. Lineage: Eukaryota; Fungi; Ascomycota; Eurotiomycetes; Eurotiales; Aspergillaceae. The record is from RefSeq and is a predicted model, not a curated record. Gene Ontology annotation, molecular function: transmembrane transporter activity.